AUGUGCAACGCAUCUAACUAUGCGGUAGGAGCGGCACUUACUCAGCGCGAAGGUAAUGAUCCCUAUAUCAUAGUUUAUGCUUCUAAGAUAUUAGAUGAUGUAGAACACAAGGCUUAUUGGGCUGUGAAGGAAUGUAACUCAGGAUUGGGAGGAGCCGGAGUUGAAAGAAAAUUGCAACUGGAAGAAUUGGAGUGCAUUCGGUUAGAGGCUUAUGAAAACUCAAGGCUCUACAAAGAAAAGGUGAAGCCAGUACAUGAUCAGAACAUCAAGAGAAGAGAGUUUAGAGCUGGGGAUCGAGUCCUUAUCUAUAACUCAAGGUUGAGAUUAAUGUCGGGAAAACUGAGGUCAAGGUGGGAUGGUCCCUACGUGGUGGAGAAGGUCAAACCGUAUGGAGUUUUCCACUUGAGUCACCCCUCAAGCCCUACCUUCUUCAAGACCAAUGGCCACCGUUUGAAACUCUAUCAUGGUGUGAAGGUGAAGAACAACAAGGAGCUGAAGAUAUUUCUCUUGAAAAACCCGGCCAAGGAAGAGGACUGA
This is a messenger RNA of Arachis ipaensis, 537 nucleotides long. RefSeq lists its product as uncharacterized. The record is from RefSeq and is a predicted model, not a curated record. NCBI's taxonomy places the organism in Eukaryota, Viridiplantae, Streptophyta, Magnoliopsida, Fabales, Fabaceae.